CCAGCAGAGCGGCGAGGGCCGGGCCGGCUAAGCCUGCGCGGGGCUGCUUUGCUCGCACGCAGUUCCGCAGGCGGCCGGCGAGUACCCCGCGCUGCGCCGGCAGCGCGAGAGCAGGCAAGCGCCGAGCCGGGCGGGUAGCCCGCGAGACUCUCGGACCAUGGCACUCUGUGCAGGGCUCGUCCUGAAAGGAGAAGACUUUAGCCCUUGUGAUGCCUGAAAAUCACGUGAGUGGGACGCAUCCCCAGUGAUUCAUGCUGACCCUCCUUGUCGUCUCUCCGCCGCUGCUCCACAAACCCGCUCCGCCAUGGGCGAGAAUGAGGAUGAGAAGCAGGCCCAGGCGGGGCAGGUUUUUGAGAACUUUGUCCAGGCUUCCACGUGCAAAGGCACCCUCCAGGCCUUCAACAUCCUCACGCGCCACCUGGACCUAGACCCUCUGGACCACAGGAACUUCUACUCCAAGCUCAAGUCCAAGGUGACCACCUGGAAGGCCAAAGCCCUGUGGUACAAACUGGACAAGCGUGGCUCCCACAAAGAGUACAAGCGAGGGAAGGCGUGCAUGAACACCAAGUGUCUCAUUGUUGGCGGAGGACCCUGUGGCUUGCGCACUGCCAUUGAACUCGCCUACCUGGGAGCCAAAGUGAUCGUGGUAGAGAAAAGGGACACCUUCUCCCGGAACAAUGUGCUGCACCUCUGGCCUUACACCAUCCAUGACCUGCGGGGCCUGGGAGCCAAGAAGUUCUAUGGGAAGUUCUGCGCUGGCUCCAUCGACCACAUCAGUAUUCGUCAACUGCAGCUCAUCCUAUUCAAGGUGGCCCUGAUGUUGGGAGUUGAAAUCCAUGUGAAUGUGGAGUUUGUGAAGGUUCUCGAACCUCCUGAAGAUCAAGAAAAUCAAAAAAUUGGCUGGAGAGCAGAACUCCUCCCCGCAGACCACCCCCUGUCAGAGUUUGAGUUUGAUGUCAUCAUUGGUGCUGAUGGCCGCAGGAACACCCUGGAAGGGUUCAGGAGGAAGGAAUUCCGCGGGAAGCUGGCCAUCGCCAUCACCGCCAACUUCAUCAACAGGAACAGCACGGCUGAGGCCAAGGUGGAAGAGAUUAGCGGGGUGGCCUUCAUCUUCAAUCAGAAAUUCUUUCAGGACCUGAAGGAGGAAACAGGGAUUGAUCUAGAGAACAUUGUUUACUACAAGGACUGCACCCACUAUUUUGUCAUGACUGCCAAGAAGCAGAGCCUGCUCGACAAAGGUGUCAUCAUCAAUGACUACAUCGACACGGAGAUGCUGCUGUGUGCUGAGAACGUGAACCAGGACAACCUGCUGUCCUAUGCCCGGGAAGCUGCAGACUUCGCCACCAACUACCAGCUGCCAUCCUUAGACUUUGCUAUGAACCACUACGGGCAGCCCGACGUGGCCAUGUUUGAUUUCACCUCCAUGUAUGCCUCAGAGAAUGCUGCCCUGGUGCGCGAACGGCAGGGACACCCGCUGCUCGUGGCCCUUGUGGGCGACAGCUUGCUUGAGCCAUUUUGGCCCAUGGGUACAGGCUGUGCCCGUGGCUUCCUGGCGGCCUUUGACACAGCGUGGAUGGUGAAGAGCUGGGACCAGGGGACUCCUGCCCUGGAAGUGCUGGCCGAAAGAGAAAGUCUUUACCGGCUGUUGCCUCAGACAACCCCGGAGAACAUCAACAAGAACUUUGAGCAGUACACGCUGGACCCAGGGACGCGGUACCCAAACCUCAACUCACACUGUGUCCGGCCCCAUCAGGUGAAGCAUCUGUACAUCACCAAGGAGCUGGACCACUACCCUCUUGAGAGACUCAACUCAAUGAGGAGAUCCGUCAACCUCUCCAGGCGGGAGUCAGAUAUCCGGCCCAGCAAGCUCUUAACCUGGUGCCAGCAGCAGACCAAGGGCUACCAGCAUGUCAAUGUCACUGACCUGACCACAUCCUGGCGUAGCGGCCUGGCCCUCUGUGCCAUCAUCCACCACUUCCGGCCGGAGCUGAUCAACUUUGACUCUUUGAAUGAAGAUGAUGCUGUAAAGAACAACCAGCUGGCAUUUGAUGUGGCCGAACAUGAGUUUGGGAUCCCUCCGGUGACCACAGGCAAAGAGAUGGCAUCAGCCCAGGAGCCUGACAAGCUCAGCAUGGUCAUGUACCUCUCCAAGUUCUAUGAGCUCUUCCGGGGCGCCCCGCUGCGGCCUGUGGAUUCUUGGCGCAAAAGCUAUGGAGAAAAUGCCGACCUCAGUUUUUCCAAAUCCUCCAUUUCUAAUAACUAUCUCAACCUCACACUUCCCAGGAAAAGGACCCCUCGGGGAGAUGCCCAAACGGAAGAGAACGACGUGAACAAGCGGAGGCGGAAAGGCUUCAUCACCGUGGACCAGGAUUGUGUGCGCAGGCUGCCAACCUUCUCCAGCCAUAGUUUGGGUUCCUCUCAAGAGUGCGGCAACAGUAAGGAAGCAGGAAAUCAGAACAAAGUCAAGUCCAUGGCGAGUCAGCUGCUGGCCAAGUUUGAGGAGAGCACACGGAACCCCUCAGUCCUGAGGCAGGAGCGCCGUGUCUCAGGGAUAGGUAACCCCGUCCUGUGCUCUUCCGCUGACCCUCCUGUAGACUCGCACUGCCCCACGCCGAAGGAGCCCACUCCCAGCCCACCGCCUCCUCUGAAAAGGCAGCUCUCCUCUGUGCUUGUCAUGGGGCAGGUGCUCAGGGAGCUCAAGCAGGUGUCUCCUGGUGGCGAGUGUCCAAGCCGGCCCUGGAGAGCCAGGGCCAAGUCUGACCUGCAGCUCAGUGGCCCAGAAAACCUUGCCUCCCUGCCUCCCGCUUGCCAGGGGGCCCUGGCCCUCUCGGGGGUACUGCGGCGGCUACAGCAAGUGGAGGAAAAGAUUCUCCAGAAGAGGUCUCAGAACUUGGCCAACAGGGAAUUUCACCAAAAGAACAUUAAAGAGAAAGCGGCUCACCUCGCCUCCAUGUUUGGACACGGGGAUUUCCCACAGAAUAAACUACUCUCUAAAGGCCUGUCUCAUACUCAUCCUCCAUCUUCUUCCUCUUGCCUUCCGUCUCCUGAUCCAGCUGCUACUUCUACUCCAUCAACUGUUGACUCUGCUUCUCCUGCCAGAAAGAGCUCAAGGUGUCUCUCACCAGAGAGAGCCAGGGCCCCGAUGCCUCUUCCAAACAGACGAUGGGCUGCUCUGACAGCCCAGUGACCCAAGGCUGCCUCAAUUCAGGGGAGCUGGAGGAAGAAAAAUGCACUUGGAAACGGAUGCUCAGUCCUUGGCAACCUCCUGACAGGCAGUGUGUUCUGUGCCUGCCCUAGAGCCCUGCACCCCAACUAAGAGGAUCCAGGACUUGGUCAAACUCAUCAGGAGGAGCACGUGUUACCCAGAGGACACAAACUUGAGUCAUGAGCUCCAAAACAUGCAGCCAGAGCUCUGGCUUCAGACUAUACUUACUCAGUUGAUGCUUUGCUUCACUGAGGUCAGAGUGGGCCUGGAUUUUUUUUCUUUUUUUUUUUUUUUGGUCUGAACAAUCACAGGGAAUCUUGAGGCCUUCUCAUUUAGGGCCCAAACCCUUGCCAGAGCCUGUCUUUCAAAGCCUUGGACUAUGCGAUCUGUAUCCAGUCUGAAGUCUCCAACACCAUUUUUCUCAGCCAUCCCAUCAAACCAGCCCCUAGUGGUACCUGCUCCCUACAAACCAGUGGUUUCUUCGAGAAGAGAGGCUGUCCUGAUUUGGCCAGAGCUAUUGGUGCCACCAUCUACCAGAACCGUUCUUGCAGGAACAAGGUGGCAGCGAGUAUUUGCACAGCUGAGCAGGGGCCCUGCUUCACCAGACUGGGAGCCCAGGGUUAGUCCUCCUGCAUCAGAAGAGCAGCGAGCAUUGCAAAAGGAGCUCUCUCUUCUCCUGAGGGUGUUUGUUUUAAAACUGGAUUUGGAGAGCUUAGUCUGUAGAUUGCAUGUUAGACAGAAAUAGAACCACUGGGCAAGUUUUGGCUGAGCAAUCCUCCUUGGCCCCAUCUGGCACAAGGACAGGUCCCAAGGCCACCUCCAACAUCAAGUCCCCUCCCUCUGCUCCAGAGAUAGAGCUGGGCAGCUUUUUGAAGGUCUUUAGUGUGCAUUGCAGCCUGGCAGGUUUGAAUUUGCAGAGUGCCGUUGUGUGCCAGGGAGGCAGGGUGCUGUCCAGAGAGUGUGAGCUUGGAGUCAGACUUGAUUUCAAAGCCCCAGCUUCUCACUGUGUGACCUUGGACAAGGUAGUGGACCUCUCUGAGGACUGUAAUAUAGAGAUGUCAUCAGCCACACCUGAAGGUGACUGGAAUACAGCAGUGAUCUGUUGUAGACAAAAAGCUUGAAAUAUCAGUAAAUGUUUUCUUUCCUAGUAAAAGAGACCUGUAGAAGAACGCUCAUAUUUACCUCAAAUGCAUGUCGAUCCCUGUCUUUCUAGAGGAAAAGUAGACAGUUCAGGUUUCUAUCUUCAUCCCAGCCCCUUAAGAACAGUGAAUCAGAACCUCUCUGAGCUUCAGCUGCCUCACCUGCUCAAGGGGAUUCGGAGACCACCCCUCCAAGUACACCUUGCAGGGCUGUGCCAGCUAAAUGCAUAUGAUCAGCAGCACAGUGUCUGGGACUGGGGAAAAAUGGAGGCAGACAUGGGGUCUCAUUGAGAAGUCACCCCCUGAAGGGUUGCCUGCAUCUCAGCUCUAAGAUGCAAUUCCCAGACCCCCUUAAAUAAAUCUCUUUCAGUUCCCUCCCAUCAGGCAGUUAGCUUAGGACUCAGGCCCUCCCUCUGAUGUUUCUCAUCCAAGGACUCCUCAGUGAGGAUGUCCUUGCCCACAUAGACUUGGGGGACCUCCUCUGGCCCUAACUGUUGAGUCCAGCCCUGCCCACACAGUCUCAGUCCAAGGCCCUGAAAGCUUGGUUAUCUGAUGCCCAGACUAGGCCACAUGGCUGCAGGUGGCUCAGCACUGGGUAGCAGGUGUUCUUUGGCUGAGUUCCAAGCCCGAGGAGGGAUGUUCCAUUGUUUGGACACCUAGGCCCCAGGAGCCUGCUUCCUCCUUUAUUCAGAGUAUCUUGCCUAUGCUAGGACUAUAAAAAUAAAUAAAACAGGGCUGCUGACAUCAAGAGCCCCAGCCUGGAGGCGGAAAUGGGCCAAGGACGUAGUGUGAGAAAUGCUUCUGCUUCCAGGCAGAGACUCCUGCUCUCAGCUGCGGACAGGAUUGCCUGAGCAAUGUCUCUUGGUGGAGGGCCAGCAUCUUCUGCAGCCUCUGGCACUGAUGCUUGCGAUAAUGUUAUGUCACUGUGCUUAAAUCUAAACUGGAGAAAGGACAACUUUGUUCCGGAUGAGCUACAUCAUUCUUGCUCAGGCAGAAAGUGGAAGUCUCCUCUCUUAAGUGAGAAGAGGGAAAAAGUCUUAGAACAUGGAAAUAGACCUGUACUGUGGCAGGGCUUUGAGCUCGUUAACUAGUUACCGAGGGCCUUCUGGGUACCCAGCCCGGAUUCUUUAUGACUCUUCUGCAGGCCAGCAAAGUUGGUAGUGGUCUCUCCAUUCUACCAAUGAGGGAGUUGAGGUUCACAGAAGGGAAAUGGUAUAGGUGGGGUUAACCGAAGGUGAUGAGAUGAUAGCCUGCCUGAAAUGUCCAACCACUCUAACUUGUUCUAAUUAAUUAGCUGAGAAAUAAUUAGAAUUCAAAAGGAGAAAAAGGUAGUUAAAAAAAUACCCAAGUCUUGAAAACUGUAAGAAUGUCGAGAGAUUAUAAAGGAUUGCAAAAGCAAUCCUAUGAAACUCUAAAAUUGCUAAUGCUUAAAAAACUAGUGAGCGGGAGGUGAUCAUUUUUGGCAAAAUCACCAAAUUACGCAAGUGGGCAUUUGGGUAAAUUGUACCCAGCCAAAUCCUGAGUGCUCUCUGACCGGCCUUCCCAGGGAACAUACAUGGCUUGUCAUUCAGCAUAUGAAUCGCCUUGCUAAGCACUUAUGGCUCUUACUGAGGUCAACACCAAGAAGUUUCUCUGUGAGUUGAGCAUUUCUUUACUCCUCAGAAGAUAGGCAACCUGGUAAUUCCCCAGCUGAUGACAGCAGGGCUACUCAAAGUGUGCUCCAUGGGCAGGGACUGGCCUGUGAUCAUCAGUGAGUGCAGCAAGUGGGAGUGGCGUUAGAAAUUGCAGAGCAAUUUGAUAUCACCACACAUCCAAAUGUGUGAUCACAGUUCUAGUCAUUUAGGGUUAUGGUAUCCAGAAAUAUUCAGCCACAACACAUCAGAGAUUUAAAUAGAAAAAAAAAAACCUGGUCAUGGUGCACACAUAAUUUGAGGAGCACUGAGCUAGCAGAAGCCAGCUGGUUAGACCCUCACUCUUGUGGAACCAACACAGCCAUCCUGCCAUCAGGAAUAGAGAGAGGACAACCUUGAUCCUGGCAGGGAAUGUCUGCCUUCGCACUGGUCUUCCUUGCGACCUCUCCUGGAGGUCCCAGUCUCCAUCUUGGUGACUGGAAUGGUCUCCGGCAGGUUAGAAAGGGCAGAUGAGACCUAGUGUGGGUCACUCACCCUAAGGAUCCUUUCAGUUCAGUUCCUUUUCAUGACAAUCUCUCAGAAGGUAUGAGUGAAUGCCACUGGGAGAAGGGAGCCCUGUUGCCCAUAAUGACAGGAAGGGCUAGGUGUGGUCUGCACCCUGGAUCUGCUGGCCGGGUGACCUGGACAGUGUUCUGUGCUUAUAGAAUUGAGCAGGCGCUGACUGCACAGGCAUGUUUUGGUGACACCCUCCAGCAACCUCACAGCCCUGCACGCUUCAGUAAUUGCUCCCUAAGUCGGAGUUGCUGAGAAGCUCAGUGGCAUAAAGUGCUUAUUAGCUAAGUGCUUAAUAAGGUCUCAUUAGGAACCUGUAUUUAAAGCAUCAGAGAGUCCCGUCUCGAUCUCUGCUCCAUCAGGAGAGGCCAUCAUUGUGUGUGGGUGUCAUGGCGUCACCCACUACCUUUCUGAGAGAGAACUGUGGAGCCAGUUCACACACUGGGCCAGUGGAGACAGCCACCCAAGGGGCUGGCAGACAGUACCAAAAGAAAAUCUCCGCUGCCUCCUGUCGCCCUGUUUAUUUUAGAAUAAACCCAGAAGUACUUUGUCCUGCAGCCCCUGGCUGAGGGGCUGAGUUGGGAUCCCAGUGGGGGAUAGAGAACCAGGCAAACAAUGGCUUACUCUCUUGAGCCAGCGCACCUGAGCCUCCCCGGAAGCAGGAGCCAAGUUUCUUGGCACUUGUAGCCUCCUGAAAAUGGCAGGGAGCAUGCCUGGAAGCAGAAUCCCAGUCUUCCUGAGGCCGGGCCAGCAUGGGGGCAGGGGUGGAGGGGUGGCAGCUGCUGCCCCUGAGAAGUGGCAGGCUUUGUAGUCUGAGGACGCCCCAUCUGCCAAAGCCUGAAGGAUCCGACAACCCCAGCAGGCCUGCAGCGUGUUCUGCCCUGUCUCCGGGAGCCAUAUACACAGAUUAUUCCAAAGCUGCUCUAAGGAUUGGGGCUUCCAUGAUAAGAGAGAGAGUAAGGGUCUCCCGGGCCCAGCCGUUCUCCCCAGCGUUCUGGGCCCCCCUCUCCCUGUGCCUCCCUAGAGCGCCUACGCGUUUGCUGCAAUCAGAAGAGCUGACCUUUGGUGCAGGCGAUGGCCCUGCUGUCCAGAGGUGGGGAGCUGUGCGGCCUGCUGCCCUUUGCGUCACUGUCUCCUGAACCUCCCGCCUUGUAUUUGAGCCUGUGUUACCAGAGCAGAGGUGGCCUCCCAAGAGCAGCCUUGGCUUCACGUGGAGAGUGUCAUUUCACUCACUCCCAAGGCCCUGUUACUUGUGGUCCUAACACCCGCCAGCUUUCACCCAGAGGCCCUGCACCCUAAACUGCUUGUUCUGGCCUCUCCUUCUAGGAGCUGGAUUUGGAGGUGAAGCAGGGGCAGGACUCCCCCUCCCUCCGGAGUCCAGGGGUCAGAAACAUUAUUUCCAGAGUCUCAUGCUGUGGGUAUUUGCCUCCCCUGAGGGGAGAUGGCAGUGCUUCCAGGGAGAGGGGCUUUCAGAGCUGAGGGGAGAAGGGCAGCGAGCGAGGGUCUGCUGAGGGUGUUGUGUGAUUGUGCCACGCUCCGGGCCGACAACUCUAGCCCUUCCGCAUCCCGUUCUCAUGUGGCUGGGGACCCAGGCGUGCAUGGGUACCGUUAAUAGCAGUAGUACUCACCACCCACCAUCAGGUGGUGCUCUUAGGACCCACUCGGGACUGCUGCCUCCCCACUCUGGGUUGCGCCUGCCCAGAACCAGCUCUGGGGCCUGCUGGCCACUGCCACGGAGCUCCCCAUCCUGCUCCUCCACCAGCCUAGGGCAGCCCAGCCGUCACUCCAGCCCAGCCACCACUGAUGGCCAAGGCGGCCCAUGGUCCUUUCCGGGAGGGACUCAUCGGACACAGAUACAGCUCUCUGGGGACUGGGAGCUGCAGGGUAGGCUGGGUGGGCCGAAUCCAGAGUCAUGGUUAUCUUGAGUCUAGGCCCAGCAUCUGCUAAGUGUCACACAUCGAAAUACCCCUUGUCUCACACAGUCCUUUCCAUAAACGCACGAGGCAAGUACAACUCUCCCUGUUUUACUAGGUGAGGAAAUGGAGCUCAGAAGCUCAGGCGGACCCAUCAGUGGCAGAGCUGGGUCCCGGUCCGUGCAGGCCCCACUGCCCGCUCAACACCCCCAGCCCCAGGAAGGCAGCUCUCUGGAGGAGGAGGGCCGCAGAUUAGCCUGUUGUCUGUGAGGGCCAGUUCCCCGUUUCCUACUUUCCUUUGUCGGCUUCUCUGUCCCACAGGCUUUUGCAGGCUCUGGUGACACAGGUGUGAGGCAGACCUUGUGGGUAGGGAUUGGGCCCAAAUAGCACAAUUCCCCAGCCCCUGCUGAGAGAGGCUUGACCGCCCCAGGCUGAGCUUGGGAGACCUGAGAACAUUCCUGAACCCUCCAUUUGUGGGCUCACCAGAUCCCUUCUCCUCUCUGGGAUUCAUUCACCCCACCUGUGCAUCCAGAGGUUCAGUGAACCCCUCAAGGCCUUGCGACCCCAGUGGAUAUGGUUCUGUCAGUCACCUGGGUUACCUAGGGCCAUGGGGUUUUACAUUUUUAUAGUGUUAAAAGACACUUAAUUAAAAUGUGCCAUUGAACCAUUUUUAAGUGUACGCUUCAGUGAUAUCAAGUACAUUCAUAAUGUCGUGGAACCAUCAGCACCAUCUCCCGCACUCUGUUCACCUUGUAAAAUUAAAACUCUAUAUCCGUAAACAAUAACUCCCCAUUCCCCUCCUCCAGGCCCUGCCAUCCACCAUUCCGAGGUCUGACUCUGAUUUUGAUGACUCUAGGCACCUCAUAGAAGUAGAAUUGUAGAGCAUUUGCCUUUUGUGUGGCUUCAGAGUUUUCUUUCUUCCCUCCUGUCCAUCCCAGGAUGCCUGCCAUCUGCUCCUGGCGCGUUUGCCUCUCCUGAUGUUGCGUGCUCUUGGCAUGUGGGUGCAGAGCCCUC
Molecule: messenger RNA, 9454 nt
Organism: Heterocephalus glaber (naked mole-rat)
Lineage: Eukaryota; Metazoa; Chordata; Mammalia; Rodentia; Bathyergidae
Source: RefSeq, a predicted model, not a curated record